GGACGCGCGGCCGCCUGCGGGGCCAGCGGUGCUGCUCGGGAGAGCCCGGAGGCCGGCGGUGAGAUAUUUCCGCAAGAAAGAAAUCACUCUCCUCCUAAGAUGGAAUCUGUGAUUUGGGAAUGUGGUUGAUCAACCUGAUAAGCUGGCCAGAUGUGCCCUAUGUAAUAAAAUGAAAAGAAGAUACAAGAUGAUGUCAUUUUCCCAUAUUGUGAAACCAAAAACAAAUGCCCUUUGUGAGACCAGGUUAACAGUGCUUUGACAGUACAGGGAGUUUUUAACUGAGGAGCCUAACAGAUACAGAAGGGGUACUUUCAAGCUGAGACCUGCAGGCGUAGACUGAUCUAAAACACAUCUUGAGUAGAUCUGAUUAUCCGAGCCUCAUUCUGAUCGAGGAAGAAUGGCUGUGAGCUGGAUUAUCUUUUAUCUUUGGCUCUUGACUGUGUUUCUGGGGCAGAUAGGUGGGCACAGUUUGUUUUCUUGUGAACCUAUAACCUUGAGGAUGUGCCAAGAUUUGCCUUACAAUACUACCUUCAUGCCUAAUCUUCUGAACCAUUAUGACCAACAGACUGCAGCUUUAGCAAUGGAGCCAUUCCACCCUGUGGUGAACCUGGAUUGUUCUCGGGAUUUUCGACCAUUUCUUUGUGCACUCUAUGCCCCUAUCUGUAUGGAAUAUGGACGUGUCACCCUUCCCUGCCGUAGGCUGUGUCAGCGUGCCUAUAGCGAGUGUUCAAAGCUCAUGGAGAUGUUUGGUGUCCCUUGGUCUGAAGAUAUGGAGUGCAGUAGGUUUCCAGAUUGUGAUGAGCCUUAUCCCCGACUUGUGGAUUUGAAUUUAGUUGGAGAGCCAACUGAAGGAGCCCCAGUUGCAGUGCAGAGAGAUUAUGGUUUUUGGUGUCCCCGAGAAUUGAAAAUUGAUCCUGAUCUUGGCUAUUCAUUUCUGCACGUGCGAGAUUGUUCACCACCAUGUCCCAAUAUGUACUUCAGGAGAGAAGAACUGUCAUUUGCUCGCUAUUUCAUAGGCCUGAUUUCAAUCAUUUGCCUCUCUGCCACAUUGUUUACUUUUUUAACCUUUCUAAUUGACGUCACGAGAUUCCGUUACCCUGAAAGGCCUAUCAUAUUUUAUGCAGUAUGCUAUAUGAUGGUGUCAUUAAUUUUCUUCAUUGGGUUUUUGCUCGAGGACCGAGUAGCCUGCAAUGCAUCUAGCCCUGCACAGUAUAAGGCUUCCACAGUGACACAAGGAUCUCACAAUAAGGCCUGUACCAUGCUCUUUAUGGUACUUUAUUUUUUCACUAUGGCUGGCAGUGUAUGGUGGGUAAUUCUUACCAUCACAUGGUUUUUAGCAGCUGUGCCAAAGUGGGGCAGUGAAGCUAUUGAGAAGAAAGCAUUGCUGUUUCAUGCCAGUGCCUGGGGCAUCCCUGGAACUCUAACUAUCAUCCUUUUAGCGAUGAAUAAAAUUGAAGGUGACAAUAUUAGUGGCGUUUGUUUUGUCGGCCUCUACGACGUUGAUGCGUUAAGAUAUUUCGUUCUUGCUCCCCUCUGCCUAUAUGUGGUAGUUGGGGUUUCUCUCCUCUUAGCCGGCAUUAUAUCCCUAAACAGAGUUCGGAUUGAGAUCCCAUUAGAAAAGGAAAACCAAGAUAAGUUAGUGAAGUUCAUGAUCCGGAUCGGUGUUUUCAGCAUUCUCUACCUUGUACCACUCUUGGUUGUAAUUGGAUGUUACUUUUAUGAGCAAGCUUACCGCGGCAUCUGGGAAACAACAUGGAUACAGGAACGCUGCAGAGAAUAUCACAUUCCAUGUCCAUACCAGGUUACUCAGAUGAGUCGUCCAGACCUGAUUCUCUUUCUGAUGAAGUAUCUCAUGGCUCUCAUAGUUGGGAUUCCCUCUAUUUUUUGGGUUGGAAGCAAAAAGACAUGCUUUGAAUGGGCCAGUUUUUUCCAUGGGCGAAGAAAAAAAGAGAUAGUGAACGAGAGCCGGCAGGUGCUCCAGGAACCUGACUUUGCGCAGUCCCUCCUGAGGGAUCCAAAUACUCCAAUUAUAAGAAAAUCAAGAGGAACUUCCACUCAAGGGACAUCCACACAUGCUUCUUCAACUCAGCUGGCCAUGGUGGAUGAUCAAAGAAGCAAAGCAGGGAGUGUCCACAGCAAAGUGAGCAGCUACCAUGGCAGCCUCCACCGGUCACGUGAUGGCAGGUACACUCCCUGCAGUUACCGAGGAAUGGAGGAGAGACUACCUCACGGCAGCAUGUCACGGCUGACAGAUCACUCCAGGCACAGUAGUUCUCAUCGGCUCAACGAGCAGUCCCGACACAGCAGCAUCCGAGACCUCAGUAACAACCCCAUGACUCACAUUACACAUGGCACCAGCAUGAACCGUGUUAUUGAAGAGGAUGGAACCAGUGCUUAGUCUUUGAGAUGUGAUCUUGCCAAAGC
Messenger RNA from Grammomys surdaster, 2424 nucleotides. It is a transcript of the gene Fzd3, whose product is annotated as frizzled class receptor 3. Gene Ontology annotation, cellular component: plasma membrane. NCBI's taxonomy places the organism in Eukaryota, Metazoa, Chordata, Mammalia, Rodentia, Muridae. The transcript has 8 exons. Gene Ontology annotation, molecular function: Wnt-protein binding; Wnt receptor activity. Gene Ontology annotation, biological process: non-canonical Wnt signaling pathway; canonical Wnt signaling pathway. Bases 398 to 2398 code for a protein of 666 amino acids. The record is from RefSeq and is a predicted model, not a curated record.